This is a messenger RNA of Chaetomium globosum CBS 148.51, 2043 nucleotides long. RefSeq lists its product as uncharacterized. The coding region runs from base 1 to 2043 and encodes 680 amino acids. Gene Ontology annotation, molecular function: DNA helicase activity. Lineage: Eukaryota; Fungi; Ascomycota; Sordariomycetes; Sordariales; Chaetomiaceae. Gene Ontology annotation, biological process: telomere maintenance; DNA repair. The record is from RefSeq and is a predicted model, not a curated record. The transcript is spliced from 3 exons.
AUGAACAAUCUAAUCGGAGAGAGGGACUACUCUGCGCAGGAGAUCUGCCAUAUCCUCCUGGGACUCCCUCUCCAAGAGGAUAGCCGAGUGGUCCAGAGUGUUGACUGUAGACCCCGCGAGAGGCAUGCUCGCCCAAUCGACAUCGCGGCUGAUGGCGAUAUCCAGGAGUCUCAGACAGCAUACGAGAAGUAUCUUCGGCGGCCUGGCUCAAUGGAUGACGUCUCCUACUUUGAGUUCCUGCAAGACUGGAACUUCAAGGCGCGGAAUCCGGCGAGGUGGGCGAUCUGGCAGCCUCCUGCAAUGCCCAGGGUGUUGUAUUAUUACCCCCGGUACAAAGCCGGUCCGUUCCCAUCAGCAUCGGAACAAUUGCUCGAGGUUGAUGAUCUGCAGUUUGACAACUACACUUCCGCAUAUCAUUACUGUCUCGAGCACCACGACCACCAGGACGACCACUACGGUACUGUCGACGAGCCCGAUCCGCUGCCGGAAGAGGAUGAAUUCGAGCGAGGGGAGGAUGCUGGGGACAUCACACUUGAGGAUUGGCAGGAGGUGGCCCGGCUGGUCCCCGCCCUCCAACUUCCCGAAGAACCAGCCGACUUGCUUGGACGCCGAGACAUUGAUGUCAAUUGCGACUGGACACGACACAUUGGUCGCUACUCGCACGACCAGUUUGGUACCGGAGGUUACUGGGUGCAACUCCGUGGAGACGCUCCAAGUAAUUACGACGUGGAAGAGAUGCCCCUCGCAGCCCGUGACACGUUGAACACGCAGCAGCGGCAGGUAUACGACACGGUCAUGCGCCACUACAGAGCCAAGAACGAGAACCGUCAGCCUCCGCCCCUUCGUCUACAGAUCGACGGAGGAGGUGGGACUGGAAAGUCGUACAUGGUGAAGGUGAUCUCUUCUCAUCUUCAGGCCGAGGCAGCUUCCUAUGGCCGAGUUUCCCCCAUUGUCAGGGCGGCCCCGACGGGCGUGGCGAGCAACCAGAUAGGGGGACAGACUCUGCAUUCCCUUCUGCGGCUCCCCGUCGACGGAAAUUACCGCUCGCUCUCCGAGACCCCGACGACCCUCAACGCCUUGCAGCGGCGGUUCAGGGGCAUCCACUACCUCGUGAUUGACGAGAAGAGCAUGCUCGGCCUCAAGACCCUCGCGUGGAUCGACCAGCGCCUACGAGAGGUGUUCCCGGAGAAUCGCGACGAGUUCUUCGGCGGCCUCAGCGUCAUCCUGAUCGGGGACUUCUUCCAGCUUCCCCCUGUUCUGAACAAGCCGCUGUAUUCAACGCGCGACGACCUGAAGGAUAUCGAGAUGGUCGGGCGCAACGCAUACCUCUCGUUCGACAAGUCCGUGUUCCUGACCACAAUACAGCGGCAGCAGGGCGAAGACCAGGCUCCUUUCCGGCGGGCCUUUGAAAGAAACUGCGAAAUGGCUGAUGUGUCAGGUAUCCUCCUGGGAGCUCCUUUCUUCGAGACGUUCUGUCCAAGCCCUCUACCCGAGGAGGUUGACAGCUUUGCCGAUGCGCUUCGCAUCUAUCCCACCAAGAGCCAGGUCGUCGAGUACAACCACCAACACAUGCUUGGCCUGGACAGCCCCGCCAUUCAGGUCGAGGCAAAGCAUGAGGGUGUUGGUGCGGAGAAGGUUGAAUCCUCAAAUGCCGGCAACUUGGCCAAGCGCUUGCCCUUGUGUGUUGGUUGCAGGGUGAUGCUGACGCGAAAUUUGUGGGCCGAAGUCGGGCUCGUCAACGGCGCACAGGGCACAGUCUACGACAUAUCCUGGAAAGAAGGUACCGACGACUUCAUGGUCGGCGCCGACUCAUGUUCAAGAGAGCAGUUCCCGCUGUUGGUCAGCUAUGCGAUCACCGUCCACAAGUCACAGGGCAUCACCCUGGACAAGGUUGUCUGCGACAUCUCUGCGCCAGAGUUUGCUUCUGGCCUCUCCUACGUGGCCGUUUCGCGGGUGAAGACACUCGGCGGGGCUGAAUGUUUGAGCGGCCCUUCGAACGCAGCAGGAUCUACCGCGAGACACCAUCACCAGCUAUGGGGUUGA